AUGCUACACAUACUGCCCGAAGAGUGUUAUAAUACAGACUGUGAGGGUUCAAUAACUGCAAUUGAGGAUGCUUUGAGAGGUACUGACAUUACUUCCUCAAUCACGAAAUGCGUCAAUGGCAGAUCCUUAAAUUCUCCGUUGGCUGGGAAACAGUUUGUGGUAGUUGGUGCUGGCGGUGCUGGAAGAGCAAUUGCAGUUGGAGCUAAGAGUAGAGGAGCCCGUGUAAUUAUUUUCGACAUCGAUCUCGAGAGAGCAAAGAGUCUCGCUCGAGCUGUUUCUGGUGAAGCUCAACAUUUUGAAAGUCUAGCACAUUUCCAGCCUGAGAAUGGGGCAAUCCUUGCAAAUGCAACACCGAUAGGAAUGCAUCCGAGUACAGAUCGAAUUCCCGCGGCGGAGGUUCUCUCCGCUUCAUAUUCUCUCCACUUCAUAACAAGCUAGAACUUAUCUGCAGAC
Messenger RNA from Populus euphratica (Euphrates poplar), 453 nucleotides. Its product is annotated as bifunctional 3-dehydroquinate dehydratase/shikimate dehydrogenase, chloroplastic-like. The coding region runs from base 1 to 438 and encodes 145 amino acids. Gene Ontology annotation, biological process: chorismate biosynthetic process; shikimate metabolic process. The transcript is spliced from 4 exons. Gene Ontology annotation, molecular function: shikimate 3-dehydrogenase (NADP+) activity. NCBI's taxonomy places the organism in Eukaryota, Viridiplantae, Streptophyta, Magnoliopsida, Malpighiales, Salicaceae. The record is from RefSeq and is a predicted model, not a curated record.